This is a messenger RNA of Wallemia mellicola CBS 633.66, 820 nucleotides long. RefSeq lists its product as hypothetical. The transcript is spliced from 2 exons. Bases 258 to 647 code for a protein of 129 amino acids. The record is from RefSeq and is a predicted model, not a curated record. NCBI's taxonomy places the organism in Eukaryota, Fungi, Basidiomycota, Wallemiomycetes, Wallemiales, Wallemiaceae.
CAUCAUCGACAACUAUACUUGGUUGACUCAGAUUAUAGUUGUGAGACACCUUUGUCUAGGAUCGAUCACUCUGAUAAUACGUCAUUACCGCGAGAAUUUACAUUGUGCCUUCAUGUUCCUUUAAGUUCCUAAAAUCGACUACUCUCGAUUGUCUGUCUGGAAAUAUAAAUUUCAGACGAAUUUUAUAAUCAUUCUUUACCAAACACUUCACACUUCUAAACACGAGUCCGGCACUCACAUUCUUUUAUAAAGUAAACAUGUUCUCAAAGACUCUCAUCGUUGCUGCUAUUGCUUCCCUCGUCGCUGCUGCCCCAACUCCAGCAGGUGCACCAGCCUCAAAGCGCUCAAACGACAGCUAUGGUAACAUGGCUACCUACUACGAUGCUGAAACCGGUGCUGCUGGUGCUUGUGGUAACAUGCUCUCCAACAACGAUAGAUUCGUUGCUGUUGGCUUCAACUCACCAUUGGAAUGUGGCCAAUGGUUAGGUUUCAACGUUAACGGCAAGACCAGCUACGGUUACGUCGCUGACAAAUGUGCCGCAUGUGCAGACAACCACUACGACAUGUCUCCAACACUCUUCAACGAAUUCGCCGACCAAAGUGCAGGUGUCGUUAACAACAUCUGGGCUUGGGAAUUGGACUUCUAAGAAGCUUCAGCUCAUCAAAUAAUUACUGCAUAGAUUGCAAGGCUUUCUGGUAUAGCCGUCUAUAAGUAUUAUUAUAAUCCAUUGUGCAGUGCACUUGUUGUACACUCUUUGUUAGUUUAACAUUCGUUUUGUAUAGAUCCAUUGUAUAGAUUCAAGCAUUGUGAUACACUAAA